This is a messenger RNA of Mytilus trossulus (common blue mussel), 8875 nucleotides long. Its product is annotated as spectrin beta chain-like. Gene Ontology annotation, cellular component: spectrin; plasma membrane; cell junction. The coding region runs from base 258 to 7520 and encodes 2420 amino acids. Gene Ontology annotation, molecular function: structural constituent of cytoskeleton; phospholipid binding; actin filament binding. The record is from RefSeq and is a predicted model, not a curated record. The transcript has 49 exons. Lineage: Eukaryota; Metazoa; Mollusca; Bivalvia; Mytilida; Mytilidae. Gene Ontology annotation, biological process: actin cytoskeleton organization.
AUCUGCACAGAUUAUGGUGAAACUAGAGAUUUGUACUAGUAGAUUAAGAAAAUGUAGUGAAAUAUCAAAUUACAACUACCGCCGAUCACGCACUAUAUUUCAUUCAAUCGGAAAUUACAGAGUCGGUUCCCGCAAAUCUUCAGCAGCCAAAAGCCGGUUGUGUUUACCUUGCUCUUGCGUAUAUUAAAAGGGAUUUAAAUUUUGCUAGAAGGGGACUUAGACAGAUUAUUCAGGGAGUUGUGGCACCUUAAGCCACCAUGACUGAAAUUGAGUCCUACCAGAAUAACACUGGUGUACGGUGGGACCCAGGCCAGAUAGAAGAUGACUUUGAUGCUGCAGCUAAUUCAGCAAAGUUGUUUGAGAGGUCCAGAAUUAAAGCUCUAGCAGAUGAGAGAGAGUCCGUACAGAAGAAAACUUUUACAAAAUGGGUAAAUUCCCACCUGAUCAGGACAGGCUGCAGGAUCGCAGAUCUGUAUAUAGACUUGAGAGAUGGAAAGAUGCUGAUGAAAUUGCUGGAAGUGCUGUCUGGAGAAAGACUGCCAAAACAAACCAAGGGAAAGAUGAGAAUUCAUUGUUUAGAAAAUGUGGACAAAGCCCUACAGUUUCUGUAUGAACAGAAAGUUCACUUGGAAAAUUUAGGUGCUCAUGACAUUGUAGAUGGAAGUUCUAGAUUAACUCUAGGUUUAAUAUGGACCAUAAUUCUUAGAUUCCAGAUCCAAGAUAUCACAGUAGAAGAUGCUGGAGAUACGAGUGAGACAAGGUCAGCUAAAGAUGCCCUAUUACUGUGGUGUCAAAUGAAAACUGCAGGAUAUCCCAAUGUUAAUGUCAGAAACUUCACAACAAGCUGGAGGGAUGGUUUGGCAUUUAAUGCUAUCAUCCACAAACACAGACCUGACUUAAUCCAGUAUGAAAAACUACAGAAAUCUAAUGCCUUGUACAACCUUAACAAUUCUUUUGAAGUGGCUGAGGACAAACUUGGUCUUACAAGACUUCUUGACCCAGAAGAUAUCAAUGUUGAAUUUCCUGAUGAAAAGUCUAUUAUUACUUAUGUUGUCACAUAUUACCAUUACUUCUCCAAGAUGAAGGCUGAAUCUGUUCAAGGAAAGAGAAUAGGAAAGGUAAUUGACAAUGCACUGGAUUCUGACAGAUCUGUCCAAGAGUAUCAAACCUUCACCUCUGAUCUCCUGGACUGGAUAGAACAGACCAUUGUUAUUCUCAAUGACAGACAGUUUGCCAAUUCUAUGUAUGGUGUUCAACAACAGUUGGCAGCAUUUAAUACCUACAGAACCAGAGAAAAACCAAAGAAGUUUGAUGAAAAGGGGAACUUGGAAAUAAUGUUGUUUACUAUCCAAAGUAAAAUGAGAGCAAACAAUCAGAAGCCUUACCUUCCCAAAGAAGGUAAACUGAUCUCUGAUAUCAACAAAGCCUGGGACCGACUAGAAAAAUCAGAACACGAAAGAGAACUGGCCUUGAGAGAAGAAUUGAUAAGACAAGAGAAAUUGGAACAGUUAGCUGCUAGAUUUGACAGAAAAGCUGGCAUGCGUGAAACAUGGCUUAGUGAGAAUCAACGUCUGGUGUCACAAGAUAACUUUGGCUUUGAUUUGGCUGCUGUAGAGGCUGCGACAAAGAAACAUGAGGCAAUAGAGACUGACAUUUAUGCUUAUGAAGAACGUGUUCAAGCUGUUGUGUCUGUGGCUAGUGACUUACAACAAGAAACCUACCAUGAUAUUGACAGAAUCAAUUCAAGAAAGGACAAUGUACUGAAAUUAUGGAACUACUUGAUAGAACUUCUCAAAGCCAGACGUCUUCGUCUGGAACUUUCGCUUGGCAUACAGAGAAUCUUCCAAGAAAUGUUAUAUAUUUUGGACUGGAUGGAAGAAAUUAAGGCAAGGUUGUUAUCUGAGGACUAUGGUAAACAUUUGAUGGGUGUGGAUGAUCUCUUACAAAAACACAGUCUGAUUGAAGCAGACAUUCAUGUUCUAGGAGAGAGAGUGAAAACAGUCAACACACAAGCCGACAGAUUUGUUGAUGGGGACUUCUCAGAUGUUGGAGGCUAUCGUCCCUGUGAACAGGAAGUAAUUAAGGAACGUAUGAACACCUUAGACACUGCAUAUGAUGAACUGAUAGCCUUAGCUGCUGAACGUAGAGCUCGCCUGGAGGAAUCGAGAAGAUUAUGGCAAUUUUAUUGGGAUAUGGAAGAUGAAGAGGGAUGGAUCAGAGAAAAAGAACAUCUUAUGUCAUCACCUGAUCUGGGUCAUGACCUCACCAGUGUUCAUCUUCUUCUCAAUAAACAUAAGGCCCUGGAAGAUGAGAUGACUGCCAGACAUACCCACUUGGAAUCUGUCUUACAAAUCGGCAAUGAUCUCAUCAACGCAGGUAAUUUCGGAGCUGAUAAGGUACAGCAGCGUAUUGAUGAGAUCAACCAACAGUGGGAUAGUCUGAUGGAUCUAGCUGCAUUCCGUAAGAAGAGGCUCCAUGAGGCUGUUGACUUCUAUCAGUUCUUUGCUGAUGCAGAUGAUGUUGAUGCCUGGAUGAUGGAUACACUAAGAUUAGUAUCCAGUGAAGACGUAGGCAAAGAUGAAGCCAGUGUUCAGUCAUUACUAAAGAAACAUAAGGAAGUGACAGAUGAACUAAAGAAUUAUGAAUCAACAAUACAAGCCUUACAUGAACAGGCAGCAAGUCUUGGUGAAGAGGACUUGGAGAAUCCUGAAGUACCAGCUAGAUUAAGCCAGGUUGACAAACGAUACCAAGAAUUAUUAGAACUGGCCAAACUACGUAAACAGAGACUACUAGAUGCUUUGUCCUUGUACAAACUCUUCAAUGAAUCUGAUGGUGUGGAAACAUGGAUAGAUGAAAAGGAGAAAUUCUUGACCACAAUAAUAGUUACAGAUGACAUUGAGGAGCUGGCAAUAAUGAAGCAUCGCUUUGAUAGUUUCGAACAUGAGAUGAAUGCUAAUGCAUCAAAGGUUGCUGUAGUUAACCAGCUCGCUCGUCAACUUCUCCAAGUGGAACAUCCAAAUGCUGCUGAGGUUAUUGAGAAACAGAAUGAGCUUAAUGACAGUUGGAAUGAGUUGAGAGAUCUUGUUGACCAGAAACGUGAAGACAUCAACUUAGCCCAUGGUCUACAGAAUUUCCAUAUUGAAUGUAAUGAAACUAUCAGCUGGAUCCAUGAGAAAUCUAAAGUUAUUGAAUCCACAGAUGAACUUGGAAAUGAUUUGUCUGGUGUCAUGACAUUACAGCGUCGUCUCAGUGGCAUGGAGAGAGAUUUAGCAGCCAUUCAGGCUAAGCUUGAGUCCCUUCAGAAUGAGGCUGAUAAGUUACAGGAUGAGAAACCAGAGGAAGCUCAAGCCAUCAGAGAAAAGAUUUCUGAAAUCAACAAUGUCUGGAUGGACCUCAAGGAAAUGUUGAAAGAACGUGAUGAGAAACUUGGAGAGGCUGGUGAAUUACAGCGUUUCUUGGGUAAUUUGGACCACUUCCAACAAUGGUUGUCACGUACACAGACAACUGUAGCCUCUGAAGACAUUCCUAACAGUUUAUCUGAUGCUGAAAAACUACUGAACCAACAUCAACAGUUGAAAGAUGAAAUUGAUGCUUAUUCUCCAGAACACGCCAAAAUGAAAGAAUUUGGUGACAAAAUCACUGAGGGACAGGAAGAUCCACAAUACAUGUUCCUUAGACAGAGAAUACAAGCCCUUGAUAAUGGCUGGGAAGAACUUCUACAGAUGUGGGAAAAUAGACAAAAUCUUCUGUCACAAAGUCUUAACUUACAGAUGUACUUACGUGAUGCCAAACAAGCAGAAGUCUUACUGAACCAACAAGAAAAUUUCUUAUCAAAAGAAGAAGUUCCUAAUACACUUGAAGCAGCAGAAAACCUGAUCAAACAACAUGAAGCUUUCAUCACAACUACUGAUGCUAAUGAUGAGAAGAUUAAUGCUGUACUACAGUUUGCUAAUCGUCUCAUUGAAGACAAUCACUAUGCUGCUGACAAAAUACACAAAAAAGCUGAAAACAUCAAUGAGAGACGAGAUGUUAAUAGAAAUAGAGCUGGUGAUCAGCUGGACAAAUUACGUGACCAGUUGUUGCUGCAACAGUUCUUACAAGAAUGUGACGAGUUGAGAGACUGGUUACAUGAUAAGAUGGCUGCAGCUCAGGAUGAGACCUACAGAGAUGCUAAGAAUCUACACAGUAAAUAUGUCAGACAUCAAGCCUUUGAAAAGGAAAUCGCUGCUAAUAAAGACAGACUUAUGAGGCUGAUGAAGGCUGGAGAAGAUCUGUUACAAGAUAAACCAGAAACAAGAGAACAGAUAGAACCAAUUCUAGCCAGUCUAAAUGAGCAGUGGGAGGAACUGGAACGUACAACAAAGGCUAAGGGAGAGAAAUUGUUUGAUUCUAACAGAUCUGUACUGUAUGAACAGAGUUGUGACGAUAUUGAUGGAUGGAUGGACCAAUUAGAAUCACAGAUUGUCACUGAGGAGGCAGCUAGAGAUCUGACAACAGUUAAUCUUCUCAUGCAGAAACAAAAUCUUUUGGAGUCCCAGAUGAAAAUGAAAGAACAACAGGUGACUGAGUUAGAUGAACAGGCUGUAAUCCUGAGAAAGAUUGACCCUAAACAGGAAGCCAUCAUUGAAAAGAGAAAAGCUUUGGUUGCUGAAAGAUUUGCUAAGAUUCAGCAGCCAUUAGUUCAACGUAGAGAGCAAUUACAGAAAGUUAAACGUAUUCAUCAGUUUAUAAGAGAUGUAGAAGAUGAAAAAUUGUGGAUCAAUGAAAAAAUGCCACAAGCCACAUCCAGCCAGUUUGGCAAUAGUUUACUUACAGUUCAAAUGCAUGUGACUAAAAAUCAGAACCAAAAACCAGGCGACAGAAAGUCAUUACAAACAGAGAUUGAAAACCAUGAACCUAGAAUUAAGACUGUGGUGGAUGUUGGUCAAGAACUCAUUGAUGAAGGACACCCACAGUCAGAGGAAUUCAAGGCUCUCAUUGAGGACCUAUUGAAUCACUGGCAAGAUCUGAAGGAUGCUGUUGUUAAACGUAAUGAUAGAAUCCACUUAUCAGAUAUUGCACAACAGUAUUAUUAUGAUGCAUCUGAAGCAGAAGCUUGGAUGAGUGAACAAGAACUUUACAUGAUGGGUGAUGAAAGGGCUAAGGAUGAAAUUGGUGCUCAGAACUUUAUGAAGAAACAUCAAGUAUUAGAGAAUGCUGUAGAAGAUUAUGCUGAUGUUGUCCGACAACUUGGUGAAAAGAGCCGAGCACUUAUUGAUACAGACCAUCCUGAAAGUGACCAAAUAGCAGUAAGACAGUCCCAAGUAGAUAAACUAUAUGCUGGUUUGAAGGACUUAUCCAGAGAAAGGAAGAGUAAAUUAGAAGAAGUGUUGAAAUUAUAUGUACUGAAUAGAGAAAUUGAUGACUUAAUGCAAUGGAUAGCAGAAAGAGAAGUUGUUGCAGGAUCACAUGAAUUAGGCCAAGAUUUCGAACAUGUCACGAUGUUAAAGGAAAGAUUCAAGGAAUUUGCUCGUGAAACAGAAAGUGUUGGUUCUGAACGUGUACAAGCUGCAUAUGACAAUUGUGAUCAGUUAAUAGCUGCGGAACAUUCUGAUGCAGCUGCUAUAGCUGAGUGGAAAGACAAUUUAAAUGAAGCAUGGAAUGAUUUACUGGAAUUAAUAGAUACACGAACACAACAAUUACAAGCUUCAUGGGAAUUACAUAAAUUUUAUCACGAUUGUAAAGAUCUUUUAGAAAGAAUAUUAGAAAAACAAAAUUACAUCCCUGAUGAGUUGGGCAGAGAUGCUCAGAGUGUUGCAGCACUACAGAGGAAACAUGCUAAUUUUGAAAAUGAUUUAGUAACAUUAGGAACACAAGUGCAGUCAAUACAAGAAGAAUCGGUAAAAUUACAAACAGGUUAUGCCGGUGAUAGAUGUAAGGAAAUCAACUAUCGUGAAGAGGAAGUAGUGAACGCAUGGAAAAAUCUUCAACUUAAUGUUACAUCACGUAAAAAUAAACUUGCUGAUGCUAGUGACUUGUAUAGAUUCUUUAAUCUUGUUAGAGACUUGUUAUUAUGGAUGGAAGAUAUCAUCAGACAAAUUACUACACAAGAAAAACCAAGAGAUGUGUCUGGUGUAGAAUUAUUAAUGAACAACCAUCAAAGUUUAAAGGCAGAGAUCGAUGCUAGAGAAGAAAACUUUGCCAUCUGUUUGAACUUGGGCAGAGAUUUACUGGACAGAAAACAUUACAGAUCUGAUGAGGUUAGAGAAAAGUUAAUUGCAUUGACCACAAGAAGAGAGGAUAUGUCUGAUAACUGGUCAGAAAGAUGGGAAUAUUUACAACUUAUUUUGGAAGUAUACCAGUUUGCCCGAGAUGCAUCAGUGGCUGAAUCAUGGUUGAUGGCACAGGAUACAUACUUAAAUAACCAAGAUCUAGGUCAAAAUCUAGAUGAAGUAGAGAUCUUGAUAAAGAAACAUGAGGCAUUUGAAAAAGCAGCAGCCACACAAGAAGAGAGGUUUAUAGCCUUAGAAAGAUUAACCACAUUUGAAAUGAAAGAGAGGGCUAAAGAAAAAGAUGACCCAGAGAAAUACAGAUUAGAAAAGGAAGAAAGAAGAAGGAAGUUGAUUGCAGAAUUUUUACCACCACCAAAACCACCUACACCAGAACCUAUAGUAGAACCUGUCGUCACUGCUCCAGUAGAAAGUGAAAUACAAGCUGUAUCAGAUGAACAUAUUGCUAAAGCUGAUGAACUAGAUGGAGCUAAAGCUGAACCAGAUGAAGUAGCCUUAAAUUCUGAGGCCAAGAAACCUACUGUUGUCAUAUCAGAACCGGAUAUGCCAAUGACUCGCAACGGUGAAGACCAACCACCAGUAGAACAGAUACCAGUUACUGUUGUCUCCUCAAAUCUCCAAGGAGAACCACGUCGAGCUGGAAGGGCGAGCUCAAAAGCAAGCCCAAAACCAAGUCCAAGUAAGCCAGAGAAGAAACGAUCACGUUCCAAAUCACCAUUUGGGAAACUGUUUUCUCGUAAAAAAGACGACCCUUUGCCAGCUUUCCUAGGACAAGAACCAUCAGCUAGUGCUAGUGAGGCUGUACACCAGGAGGGUACAUUAACACGUAAACAUGAUUGGAUUGCAGAAGGCAAACGAUCCCAGAGCAGAUCCUGGGACAAAGUACAUGUGGUGCUACAUGGUAAUACAAUAUCCUGUUACAAAGACAAGAAGAUUGCCAAACAGGACCCUGAAAAUAGAGUUCAUCAUGAAUCAGCAAUAGUUUUAAAUGAUGCUACAUGUAAUAGGGCUAUGGAUUACACCAAAAGACCAUUUGUCUUACGUGUCCACCUUCCUAAUGGUGGAGAAUAUCUCUUCCAAGCUAAAGAUGAGGUUGAAAUGGAACAAUGGAUACAGAUGAUAAGCCAAGGAACUGGUGCCGAGGGAACUUCCAGAAUGCCAACUAAGUCUCAAACACUACCAGCUAGAAUGGAAACAGAUAAGAAAGAAGAACACAAGAAGAAAGGAAUAUUUACAUUGAAACGCAAAUAAAUUGAACAUUUUGUUAAACCGCUUUGUUAGGAAUCUCACAUCUUAAUUGUUUAUUCAUAAUUAUGUUAUAGGAGAAAUAAUAGGAUCGGACCCAGAGAGAUUGAGCCAGUAAAUUUUAAUAUGUUAUCCAAGAAUGAAAUUAAGAAUAAAUAAAUUUAAAGUAAAUUUCUUUGCUCAAGAUUUAAAGUUCCUAUAAAUGUUUAUCUCUAUAGUGAAGUCCUAAGAUGAGAUUCCUGCCAAAGUUAUGUGGUGGCCUUGUAUGUAACGCUGAUGUGGGAUAGAACAAUAUCAAAACAUAAUUUCUACAUUUUUCAUGUUGAUUGUUGUCUUUACAGAGUAGCUCUGUGCUUACGUUGUAUGGAAGAGUGAAUAUAUCACCCACAUCAUAAAGAUCAAAAACUUGGAAUAAAUGUGAACAAAUAUUGAUAGACUUGUCAAAUCUUCAAGUGAAUAUGGGGACAAAGUGCAUUAUUUAGUUUUUGUAUAUAAAGCUUUUUUUAUUUGUUUUGUAUGUAGACGAUGUAAAUUAGUGUCCACUUUUAAGUUAAACUUGUUUUUAUUGACCGUAGUGAUCCCCCUUUUUAAAGAUCCUAGAUCCAUCAUUAAACCAAUUUGUUAUGUUUUUAUUACUAUUUAAAUUUUUUAAAUCUAUUAUUUUUUUUCUGCUCUUUGCUUUAAGCCAUAAUAGAUAAUAUAUAUAAUUGUUAAACAAAUUGUUAAAUCAUUAUCAUUUAUAUGUUAAUCAGCUUAUCAGAUAUGAAACCAAGUGUUGUGUCCUCUCACUUGUGCAGCUAGUAUGUCACGUUGUAGUCUGCUGUUUUUUCUUCAUUGGUGAUUUUGUUUUACUUUAAAAUAAAUUAUUUAAAUAAAUUACUUUAUAAUUAAUUCAGCAAAAAACUUAACUUUUUACAUGUAGCUGGGCAUUUAGCAAACUAUAAUUGUAGUUCUAUUAUAAUAUGAAUGUAAUUGCUAGACCCCUAUAGUGGCAUGCUAAAAUAUAACUUGUUAACUUUUGGUAGGUUGUUUUGAGCAAAAAUAUUGUAAUAGGAUGAAAUUAACAAUUUUGAGGCAUUUAUAAAUUUAUGAAUUAUGAAUUGGUAACUUUUACAUAACAAAAUGUUCUUUUUUACAAAGUGAGUGUGUUCAUAUUAGGUGCACAAUAUAGAAAAUGUUUUCCCCCCAAACUAAACAAGAAAUAUGUAAACAAGAUGCUUUCCUGGGAUGGGAUGGAUUCAUUGCAUUAUUUAUAGUUAAAAGGUUGUAUUUGUAAUACUAAUCCUACAUCACAGAAGGAUGCCAGCUUCAUGGGGUUUUGUAUUGCUUGAAUCAUGAAAAAAUAAAAGAAUUACAAUAUA